CGCAUAUUCAAUUUCUAACCUUGUUCAUAAUAUAGAAUAUACUCGACAUCGUCACUGCUCAACAAAUCUAUAUAUCAUACUAGACAAUAUUUCACGAAUUGAUCGCAUAUUCAAUUUCUAACAUUGUUCUUUAUGUAACUCAAAGUUGAAAGACUCUUUUAACUCUUGCCGUGUAACUAUAAAAUCAAUUCAAAUUAAGGAUAGCCCGUAAUUAGUUUAGUUGUUAGGUUUUAAAAAUAGUUGGGGAUAAGGAAUAAUUUUUUUUACUAUUUCAUAGUGUUUAAAUAGAACAAGAAAUGAGUUGCAACCUAGAGUAUAUGUUUAAUAAUAGUAGUGUCCUAUGUUCGAACAACACAAACUACCAUUUAUAUUUAUUUUAAUCUUACACAAACUACUAUCAAGAGUAGUGUAAUCAUUUUGUUCAAAUUUAAGGGUGUUCCGGAUUACCAAUUAUAACUUUUUUCGAUACGAAACUAUAACCGGGGAUUAGAUAAUCGUUAUUCCCCGGACACCACUAAAUAUCCAUGUAUCCGCCACUUAACUGUACUGCACAACCUUUUUUAUAUAUAUAAAUAAAUGUCUCAUCAUUCUCUCUCAGUCCUGUUUCUGUUCCUAUUUAUAUACAUUUCUUAUAAUUUCUUCUGCAUCUUCUUUUUCCUUUGUCACCCAAUUCAUCAAUGCACUAGUGAUGUCUCCCCUCCUUUACUUCUUCAUUCUUUCUCUCAAUCCACACUGUUAAAAUCAAGUGACUGAGUCUGCUGGGAGAGCUUGCCAACCUAUUUAGACAACUUGACAGUGUCACCUAUUAUAACUAACUAAUAAAGCUUCUGACUUCUUCUCAAAGAAACAAAGUCAAGCUUUUUUGACAGAAGAAGAGAAAUUUUACAUGCAUGUAAUCAAUGUUAUAGUAAAAAUCUGUAAUAUAGCAAUUGAAACGAUAUAAUAACCUCAAAGGGUUGGUCUAGUGAUAAUGCGGGUAAUGAUAAAUUUCUCUAUGCAAUGGAAUUAAUAGGAGAAUAAAUGUGAAAUGAGAGUGGUCGGUAAGUAGUAAUCAAUAUAUGACAAAUCUCUCAAAGCUCGCUGAUAGAAAAUACAGCUAGCUAUACACUCUUCGUCGUAGGCCACAUUUAAACCCCUUUCAUUUUCAUUUCCAUGUCCAUUUUCUUUCUUUCCUCGUUAUAGUGAUGGCAAUGAGACGAGACGAAAUUAAUAGGAGAAUAAAUGUGAAAGGAGAGUGGUGGGUAAGUAGUAAUCUCCCCAUCUAUAAACCUCUUCUCCCUCACUCCCUUCCUUGCUCAUCACACAAGCACAAUGGAGUUCAUCUUCUCCAGCCUGAAACACUUAGUUGUAGAAACCCUCAUCCCCAUCUCCCCAACCUUCCAAACCCUACAGUACUACCUCGUCAAACACCCACGCGUCCACAACUUCGAAUGGCACCAAGGCCAAACCUUCGGCUCCUCCAUCACCUUCCUAACCCUAACCAUCCUCCUCUACCUCACCCUCGCCUUCCUCCUCUCCCGCCGCCACACCACCACCUCCCCUUCCACCACCGCCACCGUCCCUCCCCUCCUCCUCCGCCUCCUCACCGCCGCCCACAACGCCUUCCUCCUCUCCCUCUCCGCAGCCAUGGCCGCCGGCUGCGGCCUCUCCAUCCUCACCGUCCUCCCGGACGUCGACCACCUCAUCUGCUUCCCUCCCAACACCCGGCCCAAAGGCCCGCUCUUCUUCUGGACCAACGUCUACUACCUCUCCAAGAUCUACGAGUACGUAGACACCUUGCUCAUCGCCCUAAGCUCCUCCGCCUCCCGCCGCCUCUCCUUCCUCCACGUGUACCACCACGCCUCCGUCGUCUUCAUGUGCUACGUCUCCCUCCACACGGCGCAGUCCAUGUACCCGGCCGUCGUCGUCGCCAACUCGGCCGUCCACGUCAUCAUGUACCUGUACUACUUGAUGUGCUCGUUGGGGAAGCGGCCCACGUGGAAGAAGGUCGUCACCGACACCCAGAUCGUACAGUUCUACUCCGGCUACGGGAUCAUGGCUCUCAUCUUCUACCGCCACUUCACCGGCCCGGGCUGCUCCGGGGUCUUGGGGUGGUGCUUCGACGCCGUGUUCAUCUCCUCGCUUCUCUACCUGUUCCUCGACUUCCAUGCCAAGACUUACGGGGCCGGGAUGGCGGCGAAGAAGGUGAAUGGGGAUGGAGUUGACGACUUCGCCGCCAAUAAGCCGCUCAAGCAAGCUUAGGUGAAGGUUUCCCCUGCCGGUUGAGCAGGAGCACAUGAAUUAAAUUUAUUACUACGGGUUUAAUUUGCAUGGAGGGAGGGGUCAAUUAAUGAUUAAUCUUAUAUAAUAAAAAAUGAUUAAUCAGUACGUGUCAGUAAUUAGUGGCUUUGAUUCCGUGUAUUGGUAGUCAAUAUUUGUAAUGUUUAAUUUUCGGUUUAUUCUGUAAUGUAUGUAAACUUUGUUAUUUUUCUACACUAUGUUUGUAAUGUUCUUUAUGUUUAAAAAAUAAUUUGAUUGACUUUUGGAUGAAACUCAUCUAUAUAGAGAUGGUGUCUCCAAAGUCAGCCCGGUUGUUUUUCAUUUUAUAUGGUUUGUAUUGUUUGACGAUCUAGUUUGUAUUGUUUGAACAAUUUGUAUGUUUUGUAUUAUUUUUUCAAUUUACUCUUUGUUGCUAGAAGUUAUUGCAAUUUUCCUUUUGGAUUUUGUCGUAAUCGGACCGCUCAAUUAGUACGAUAUUGUUCGUUUUGGGCCAAAGCUCGCACGGUUUUACUCUUGGGUGUCCUCCCCAAAAGACCUCGUACUAAUUGGGCUAGGUGGACACUAAUAUACAAGGGUCCAUUCCCUUGUAUUAUCGAUGUGGUACUUGGAUUGCCCUCAUAACAAUUCUCCCCUCAAGCCAAGGACCACGAACUUUUUGUGUCCUCUCCUCAGCGAUUUUCAUGAUCCGCCAUACACCUUGUAUCGAUGGGCUUCUAGGUACAAGGACUUUACCAGACACAUACCUCUCUUCGAUCUGCUUCCCAAAUGCGGAACUCUCUUUGAUCCGCCAAGCCCAAACGUGGAUCUCUAUUGGAUCCACCAAACCAGACGCAGAUCUCAAAUCCCGAGGUCACCGAAUGAGGGUUCCGGACGCAGAUCUCAAAUUCCGAGGUCACCGAAUGAGGGUUCCACCAAACUGACGUCCACCGUCCCGAACCGAGCCAUGCUCUGAUACCACUUGUCGAAAUCGUGCCGGUGAAUUAGUACGAUAUUGUCCGCUUUGGGCCAAGCCCGCACGGUUUUACUCUUGGGUGUCCUCCCCAAAAGGCCUCGUAGUAAUUGGGCUAGGUGGACACUAAUAUACAAGGGUCCAUUCCCUUGUAUUACCAAUUUGGUACUUGGAUUGCCCUCAUAACAGAUUUCUUUUUGAUUUCUCCGUCAUAAAAAACAUCUUCUCUACACAACUUCAUCUUCACCAUCAAUAGUCUCUUAGCUUCCUUCUUCUCCUGCCUUUUAUUGAAAACCACUUUAAUUGUAAAAAGUUUGAAAAUGUGAAACAUCUUUUCACUACGCUAGAAUUCACCUCAUGUAAAUCAAAUAUUUCAACCAUUCGCUUUUUCCUCCUAUCACAGAUAUUUCUAUAUCAACCAUCAAUAAUCUCUUUCUUUAUCUCAAUAACGACCUUAUCUCCAUCUCUGAAUUCACUACCUCUGAUAUUAGCAUAUUCUUCUUUCUUUUCCUACAUUUCAUUGAUGCAAAAAUUUAACGGCAAAAUUUUUUGAAUUAUGAAAACUCCAUUUUCAAGAACAUAAAUUUAACAUGUACAUGCCAUGAACUUUGCGCGAGAUUGCACUUCUUCAUUCUUCAUUAUCUUCAAAACUGUGUACCGACUCAUGGGGUUCGCUAUGUUGUAAUUUAUGAGCUUCAUACAGAAAUUUAUCUUCGUGCUCUGUUUGUAUGAGAUGAGAAGGUGAAUGUUAUCUUAUUUUGUCACUAUCUUUGAGUAGUUUCUCAACUAUCAUUCCAAAAAGUCUAGCUUCCUCGUGAUACAAAGUUAGAUUAAACAAAUAUUGUCUAUAGCUCACAACUAAUCCUGAAUCUAUAAAAUAACAACAAUUGAGAUAUAUUAUUUGGUUGAAAAUUUUAUAUUUUAGUGGGUAUGUUGUUUUCUCACUAAUGAAUGAACUUGAAGUUA
Messenger RNA from Linum trigynum, 4174 nucleotides. NCBI's taxonomy places the organism in Eukaryota, Viridiplantae, Streptophyta, Magnoliopsida, Malpighiales, Linaceae. The record is from the annotation of a GenBank genome assembly.